Nematostella vectensis (starlet sea anemone) is the source of this 3174-nucleotide messenger RNA. RefSeq names its product SH3 domain-binding protein 5. The record is from RefSeq and is a predicted model, not a curated record. Gene Ontology annotation, cellular component: cytoplasm. The transcript has 7 exons. NCBI's taxonomy places the organism in Eukaryota, Metazoa, Cnidaria, Anthozoa, Actiniaria, Edwardsiidae. The coding region runs from base 119 to 2224 and encodes 701 amino acids. Gene Ontology annotation, molecular function: protein kinase inhibitor activity. Gene Ontology annotation, biological process: negative regulation of protein tyrosine kinase activity; intracellular signal transduction.
GCUCCCCCGUGAUUUUCUGCUGCUGGUGGCCGGAUAGCGGUGAAAGUCACAAAGGACUUCAUCCAAACACACACAAAAACACCCGUGUGUUGUGCUACUGUUGUCACAAACGCUGCAAAUGAGUGACUCAAAUGACGAUAGCUUUUCAGAUGACGAGGAGGAAGAACUAGAUCCUAGAAUACAGGAUGAGUUGGAGAAGUUAAAUGCAGCUACAAAUUCCAUCAACCACUUGGAAGCAGAAUUAGACGAAGCACGCGCUGUAUUUCGGCAGACCCUUGCUGGAGCAACAUAUCAGCUAAAUGCUGUUGCUGCAAAAUUGGGAAAAUGUGUGGAAAAAUCUCGUCCUUUCUAUGAAUCCUACAGACAACUUAAACAAGCACAUUAUAUGCUACAAAAGUCAACCAACCAGUUCGAACGAGCAUCAGGGAUGCAUGUAGCUGCUAGGAGGAGAGUCAUUGAAGCCGAAUCCAGGGUUUUUGGUGAUGGAGAGAAAAGAGCUUUUGAUACAGCUUUACAAGAGAUGCUUAAUCAGGCAACUAUAGAGGUAAAUGAAGCAGAGAAACUGAAACAUGAAAGUUGGAAGAAACACCAAGAAGACUUGCAUGCCUAUAGAGAUCUUGAAUCCAAAGUAAAACAGCUUUCGAAAAAGCUGUCAUCUGCUGUAGGGAAAGCUAGACCUUAUUUCGAACUGAAAAGUGAUUUUGACAAGCAUUUAUGGCAACUAAAACUGAGAGUAGAUUCCAUUCUCAAGGGGUUAGCUGGAGCUAAAGAGAACUACUCAGCAUGCCUCAAAUCUCUAGAAAUUAUAAGUGAUGACAUUCACGAGAAGAGAAAGAGUAAGCGUAUGGAUGCCAUGCUAGCCAAAUUGCACGAGAGGGAGGCAGGAGUCGGUGCUGACUCUUCAAAUGAGGACGAGCCGUCUCUCUCUGCCAGUACUCUUGAUCUAGACUUUGACACAUCCAUCAAGUUUGAUGACAUUGCUGAUCUGGCAAAAGGGAGGUCAGGGCGAAAGGAGAGUACAAGUAGUUGGGACGAUAUUCAACCCACUGUUGUCAUAAUUGACUCAGAGUUUGAACCCGGCAAGAUCAUGUCGCCCCUCUCUCGGACUGUAACCGGAUGUGAAGAUGGUAAUGACUCACUUGGUACCAGCUUACCAUCUUCAAGCAGACAGGAUGUCUAUGGUCACGAGUCGGAGCCUGAGAGCACAGCGCAAGAUACGCAAAGCAGAAGUAAGACAGGCCACCCCCAAGAACCUUGUUUAGGAGAUACCAAUUCAAGUUCAACAAAAACUGACGAACAGAGAACUAAUUUAAUAUGUAAGAUGCUAAAUGCUAUGGAAGAAAAGAAUCAAUCACGUGCUGUCGACCAGACACCCAAGUCACGUGAUAUAAACAGUAUUGAUGGGUCUAAUGUCAUUAAUGAGACACCUCAUUAUAUUGAUAGAACCAUUCAGUCGCGUCAUUGUGACGAAGCGACCGAAUCACGCUCUGUUGGCGAUGUUGCUAGGGAGGAUAAUUGUGGAGAUACAAGUAGUAUCGACGGCACAGAUGAAUCGCGUAAUAUCGGCAGCACAAAUGAGUCACGUAAUAUCGACGGCACAAAUGAGUCACGUAAUAUCGACGGCACAGAUAAGUCACAUAAUAUCAACGGCGACGAUGCGUCACGUAGUAUCAACGGCAAAAAUGAGUCACGUAAUAUCGCCAACACGGAUGAGUCACGUAAUAUCGACGGCACAGAUGAGUCACGUAAUAUCGAAGGCACAAAUGAGUCACGUAAUAUCGACGGCCUAAAUGAGUCACGUAAUAUCGACGGCACAAAUGAGUCCCAUAUUAUCGCCAGCACAGAUGAGUCACGUAAUAUCGACGGCCAAAAUGAGUCACGUAAUAUCGCCAACACAGAUGAGUCACGUAAUAUCGCCAGCACAGAUGAGUCACGUAAUAGCGACGGUACAAAUGAGUCACGUAAUAUCGACGGCACAUAUGAGUCACGUAAUAUCGACGGCACAAAUGAGUCGCGUAAUAUCAGCAGCACAGAUGAGUCACAAAAUAUCGAUGGUACAGAUGAGUCACGUAAUAUUGACAACACAGAUGAGUCACGUAAUAUUGACAACACAAAUGAGUCACGUAAUAUUGACAACACAGAUGAGUCACGUAAUAUCAACGGCACAGAUGUGUCGAGUAACAUUGAUGACACAGAUGAGUCACGUAAUAUAAACAGCACAUGAGUCGUGUAAUAACCUCCAUGCUUUGUAUGAGCCACGUAAUGUAGUUGCUCACUUGAGAUGGACGAAGCGGUUAAAUCACGUGAUGUGGCCGAGGCGACUGAAAGAUUUUAUAACUUUACGGUCACGUGAUGUCGACUAAAUGAAUGGGGACUUUUAAGGUCACGUGAUAUCGGCUAAAUUGAUGAGACAUGAUAUCGAGUCUACUGAGUCACGUGCUGUCGUCGAUCAUCCAAAAACACGUGAUAAAACGAGUUAUUGCUUGGGUCCCUAAUCUAAUUUGCAAUGUACUGGUAAAAAAUCGCCAAAAGUAGAAUGGCAGAUAUCAAUUUGAGUAAUAGAAUUAUCAAAUAUCAUCAAUCAAAUUAGAGUCAGAGAUAGGAAAAUUUAAAAAAAGUUUAAUUAUUCCAGUCAUUUAAAAAUCUAUGGUUGCAGACCGAAUGGAGCAACUCAGAGGAGAUUUAUACAAUCCCUAUAUUGUAAUUAUUUGGUAAUUAGCAUUGUACGCAAAAAAUGUGAUUUCAAUUUGAAUAUCAUUUUAUAUGAAUUUGUCAUGUGAUUCAAAUUUUAAUAAUUUUUUUUAUCAUUUGCAAACUUGUUCUUGUCUUGUUCUUGUAAAGAAUGUAACUGCUUUUUCCUAAAACUUCAAAACCAUCAACAAUUCAAAUCAGAUAUUUGAGUUACAAUGUUCCAUUGAAAGUAUAUCAGUCACCCGCUUUAAUUUACCGAUAGAAAUAGAAACAAUGUGUGAUUCUAUAUUGAGCAGGAGUGUAAAAUGGCAGCGGUGGUUGGCCUUUCAAAUGGAACUAAGGUAUGGUGGUGUCAUCCCUCCCCAUCUUACCAUGCAAACGCUUACUAACUGCGUGUAACUAAGAAGAACUUUUGUCAAUGCUUUUGUGAUGAUCUCCUACAAGCCACAAGAACUACCAAUAUCAAUAAAUUUGUUUUGAAAA